Messenger RNA from Brenthis ino (lesser marbled fritillary), 573 nucleotides. NCBI's taxonomy places the organism in Eukaryota, Metazoa, Arthropoda, Insecta, Lepidoptera, Nymphalidae. The record is from the annotation of a GenBank genome assembly.
AUGUCGGUGGGCCUUCAACGGCGCGUGCCAGCGCUGGACGAGGCGGGGGGUGGCGUGCCGGCCGCUUGGAAGUCGAGCGAGCCCCCUUUUCCUGCGUUCGCGCCGCCCGCUGGCUCCCCCGCCGGCCCGGCCUUCGCUGCCUCCCCCGCACCCUCCACCCCCGGCCCUGGACCCGGCUUCGCUGGUCCAUACGCAGCAGCCGGGCCCUUCGGCAGCCCCUCAGCGAGACCAGGGUCGGGGGGUGGCUUCCCCCCUGGACCACAACAGGGCCACUUUCCGGGCCCAGGGUUCGCGCCACCCGGGUCGCCGUUCCACCCCCACCCCCCACAUCCGCCGAUGCCACCGCAUCCGCACAUGAUGGCGCCUUUGCCGCCUCCUGUUGACAGGUAUUUACUAAUUAAUUAUAAAUAUGUGGAACAAAUGCGGAAUAAUAAUUUUAUUUUUAAAAUCACACUUAAGAAACGAUUCAUUCAACCAAACGAGCCCAAACUCGAAGGUCAAGAGUCACCAGUAGCCAUUGAAGAGUUCCACCAUCCACCUCCCGCGACCAGCAUCAGAUCAGCUCGAUGGUAU